UUGUUGUUAGAUACUGCACCGCGCUGUCUUUUGUGUACCGCUUACACAAUCAUCGAAUAACAACAGCUUCGUUUUAAUAUUUUCAUUUAUAAAUUAUAACAAAGCUGUUGUUGCAUGUUGGAAAUUUCAAGUUGGUAAAAUAUAACUAUGAAAAACCAAGCGAUCGAAAUCAAUUUUACCGUCGUGUUGUACGCCGGAAUUAUGUACACGGGUCUGGUAAUUUCUGGAUGGCUACUUUUGCGUCUUACCGUCGCCUGUUUCAAGUUGCCGUCCAUUUUGAGCUCAGGGCAACUGCUAGGACCUGACAUUGAAGAUGAGUUAGAAAAUAUGCAACAGGCAUUGAUCAAGGAAGAAGUAAAUGAAGAUUCAAGUCUUGAAAAAUAUUUCGAUACUUUGACUCAAGAUUCUUGCAACAUCACAACAAUACGUAGUAAAUUGGUAGGUAUCUAUUAA
Sipha flava (yellow sugarcane aphid) is the source of this 453-nucleotide messenger RNA. RefSeq lists its product as uncharacterized. The transcript has 2 exons. The coding region runs from base 148 to 453 and encodes 101 amino acids. NCBI's taxonomy places the organism in Eukaryota, Metazoa, Arthropoda, Insecta, Hemiptera, Aphididae. The record is from RefSeq and is a predicted model, not a curated record.